Molecule: messenger RNA, 639 nt
Organism: Rotaria sp. Silwood2
Lineage: Eukaryota; Metazoa; Rotifera; Eurotatoria; Philodinida; Philodinidae
Source: the annotation of a GenBank genome assembly
AUGUCAAUUAAACAAAUUCAUAAUACUAUUGUCGGUAGCAAUCGUAUUGCAUUAGAAGCAGCUGCUCAUUUAUGUCGUCAGUCACUCGCCUACGUUCCUUUUAUUACAACAACCUGUUUACAAGGUGAAGCACGCGAAGUUGGCCGUCGUAUUAUUGAACUUGUCACAAUAAAACCAUCACAGUUAAUUUAUAAUGAUAAUAUUGCUUGUUUAUUUUCUGAUAAAUCAACAUUUGAUGCUUUUCAAUCCUUGACAAAAGAACACAAACGUUAUUGUCUUUUAUUAGGUGGUGAAACAACAGUUGUAAUGAAAAAUGAUAGUGGAAAAGGUGGUCGAUGUCAAGAACUUGCAUUAUCUGCAGCAUUAACUAUUGACAAUGAUAAUGAGGAUAUAUCUAUACUAUUAUUAGCAGCCGGUUCAGAUGGAAUAGAUGGACCGACUGAUGCAGCUGGUGCUUUUGCAUUUAACGGUAUGAUUACCAAUGAGGACGACAUCAAACGAGCUCAUAUAUCACUUGAUAAACAUGAUACAUAUACAUACUUGAGUGAAAUAAAUGAUGGUGCUAAUCUUCUCAAAAUUGGACAUACUAGUACAAAUGUAAUGGAUAUUAUUAUCGUACUUGUUGAUAACAAAGAAUAA